Empidonax traillii (willow flycatcher) is the source of this 295-nucleotide messenger RNA. RefSeq names its product histone H2B 1/2-like. Gene Ontology annotation, molecular function: structural constituent of chromatin; protein heterodimerization activity; DNA binding. The record is from RefSeq and is a predicted model, not a curated record. The coding region runs from base 10 to 213 and encodes 67 amino acids. Gene Ontology annotation, cellular component: nucleosome. The transcript has a single exon. Lineage: Eukaryota; Metazoa; Chordata; Aves; Passeriformes; Tyrannidae.
UCUAAGGCCAUGGGCAUCAUGAACUCCUUCGUCAACGACAUCUUCGAGCGCAUCGCCGGCGAGGCGUCUCGCCUGGCGCACUACAACAAGCGCUCCACCAUCACGUCGCGGGAGAUCCAGACGGCCGUGCGGCUGCUGCUGCCCGGCGAGCUGGCCAAGCACGCCGUCUCCGAGGGCACCAAGGCUGUCACCAAGUACACCAGCUCCAAGUAAAUACCUGCUCAAAAUACUGUUUAACCCAAAGGCUCUUUUAAGAGCCACCCAAAUUUUCAGUAAAAAGAGCUUUAAUUUCUGU